Colletotrichum navitas is the source of this 671-nucleotide messenger RNA. RefSeq lists its product as uncharacterized. The coding region runs from base 154 to 429 and encodes 91 amino acids. Lineage: Eukaryota; Fungi; Ascomycota; Sordariomycetes; Glomerellales; Glomerellaceae. The transcript has a single exon. The record is from RefSeq and is a predicted model, not a curated record.
ACUAAAGAAACUAUCGCCUGAGUAAGCCUUAGAGACUACCACGCUCCAUUCACGUCGUUUGAUUGUCAAACUAGAUUCACCAGGCGGUUAUUUCUACUUCCUACCAUUAAACGACUCCAAAACACUCGUGUACCACAUCACGUUACAAUCAAGAUGAAGUUUCUCACUAUCGUGUCUGCCCUGGCGCUGGCGACAAUAGUUGCAGCAGACGACCCAAGCACAUCAUCAAAAAAAAAGCUGUGUAUCAACGGGUGCAUCAAGUGCUACUGCGGCGAUAUUAAAUACGACGAUCACGUAUGCAACCUGUGCAGCUGUAACCAAGACGCGUACAAGUCGACCAACGCCAGCAACCCGCAGGGCAACUGCGACCAGCCGGGUGGCUUCUCUGUCGACUGCGGGCAUAACGUCGGUGGAAUAUGCGUAUUAUAGACAAGACAAGGCUCUCUGUAGUCUGGUUUAAGGCUUUGAUGGGUAACAAAUGUAUUGUGUAUAACAAAUAUUUUGUUAUUUGAAUAAGGAUAAACGUAGAGAGGAUUAGAUAAGCAACCGCAAUUUAGGCUUAGUAGACAAUCACGUUCAGUGCAGCUGGAAAUAUUGAAGAUUAAUGUACAGGUUAGCUAAUAGAAGAUAAUAUGAGAUGGGCUAACUUAGUACGCAUAAAAACCUACCCG